CCCAUCAGCUAAAGAGAAGAGAAAAAAAAAAAGAAGAAAAAGAAAAAAGAAAACAGUUUUUCUCAAUCUAUUUCUCACUUCUUUUCUUCUCGUGAAUUCAUCUCGACUUCCUAAUUGCACCAUCUUCAAUUGUACCUUGUACUGUUGCAUUCCGGUCCAUCGUUUGCUAUACAACUAUAUCCAGCGACCCGCUUGAUAUCCGCCAUCAUUGAGUCAUCGAGCUUAGAUCAUUAUUCAGAUAUAUACCACACACAGUCAUACAGCAAUUAUGCCUGCAUCAGUGAAUUACCGGGUCAUUGAGCCCCAUCCUUCCGUCUCACGCCCAGCUCUCCAUACAGCUCGCGGCGGCGCUGGCAACAUCAUCAGCCUGAAGAACACCAAGACCACUCCUUCACAGACGGCCACCGGUCCAGCUUCCUUGACACGUCUGGACUCUCACGUCCCCGCCGUCUACAAGUCCGGCCGUGGCGGCGCAGGAAAUGUCCACAGCAGCAGUGAGCGCGCCAUCUUCAGCUUCGACGAAGAACUCGAACGGGACCUCCGUCGCGCCGCUCCAGUUUACCACGUCGGCCGUGGUGGUGCCGGAAAUAUGGUCUACAGCGACAACGGGAGCAUCCUGAGCCGCAAGUUCUCCAUCAGCAGCAAUGCCACGUCAAGUAGCACGGGUUCGACCAGCUCCACUCGGGAGAAGGCCCUGCGCGGCUUAGAGAAGGGCUGGGGCAAGUUGAGAGGAAUGGCAUAGAGGCGAUUUGCAAGACACAUCCGCAUACAGCUUACCGUCCUUUGGUUCGAGCGUUCUCGCAUUCGCAUUUCGACCAUGAAACUCACGACUUACGACCAACCCAAAAAAAAGUUUUUGUUUUCUACAUCUCUUCAAUCUCCUCUUCCAACUUCAUUUGCGAUUCUCGAAACCUCCUACUUCAACAUCCCUUUUUAAUCUCACCAAUUCGCUUGCUCCACGAAGAAGCAUAUCUGUUUAACUUGCUACUGUUCGCUUGCGCCAUUUCUCGACUCCCAUGUCGAUAUUGAUACCCCCUCCAAUUGCCAACCGGCACUUUACUUUCUUGACUGCCUGUUCAGGGUUCAAUUAAACCUUGUUUCAACACAUCUUCACUCUCCAUGUCUUCAUUAUCUAUAUGUACGCCCGGUUCUGGAAUCGGCAACAGGGCUUUUUAUGACCUUUCCCUUAUAUACUAUAUUUCCGAACUGGAAACCGCAGUUUUAGUCCCUGCAUAAAAUGAACAGGAACAAGAAAGUUCGAACACACAAUUUUAUCUCCUUACCUUUUCUUCUAGAUGUGUAGAGGUAUACCUUGUGAACUGUAUGUUUCAGACUGUACCCCUGGUAUGUGUGCACUG
This is a messenger RNA of Aspergillus caelatus, 1358 nucleotides long. Its product is annotated as DUF3602 domain-containing protein. The transcript has a single exon. NCBI's taxonomy places the organism in Eukaryota, Fungi, Ascomycota, Eurotiomycetes, Eurotiales, Aspergillaceae. The record is from RefSeq and is a predicted model, not a curated record. The coding region runs from base 269 to 742 and encodes 157 amino acids.